CCGCCUCCCUCCUCCUCCUAACCUCCAUGUCUUCCUCCGGCCGCCACCCCAUCUACAAAGGCAUUCGCCAGCGCACCACCGGCAAAUGGGUCUCCGAAAUUCGCGAGCCAAGGAAACCCAACCGAAUUUGGUUAGGAACCUUCCCAACCGCUGAAAUGGCCGCCGUCGCAUACGACGUCGCAGCCCUCGCCCUCAAAGGCCAGGACGCCGAGCUCAAUUUCCCCAAUUCCGCUGCUUCUCUCCCUGUCCCCGCCUCUCGCUCUGCUUCUGAUAUUCAAGCUGCCGCCGCAUCCGCCGCCGCUGCACUUGGCGCAGCGGCAGCCGCCAUGGAGGCACGCAAUAAUAACGGUCGCGGCCGUAGUAACUUCUCUGCAACUAACUCUGCGUACGGAACAAGAUACAACGAAAAUGAAUUGGGAAAUCAGUUCGUUGAUGAGGAUUUAAUCUUCGAUAUGCCUAAUGUUCUAAUGAACAUGGCCGAAGGAAUGCUUCUUAGCCCUCCCCGUUUCAAUGUCCACGGCAAUGACGACCGCGACGACGGCGGUGAUCAAACCCUUUGGAACUUUCCCUAA
Cucurbita pepo subsp. pepo (vegetable marrow) is the source of this 572-nucleotide messenger RNA. Its product is annotated as ethylene-responsive transcription factor ERF024-like. NCBI's taxonomy places the organism in Eukaryota, Viridiplantae, Streptophyta, Magnoliopsida, Cucurbitales, Cucurbitaceae. Gene Ontology annotation, molecular function: DNA binding; DNA-binding transcription factor activity. Gene Ontology annotation, biological process: regulation of DNA-templated transcription. The record is from RefSeq and is a predicted model, not a curated record.